Didymosphaeria variabile is the source of this 1800-nucleotide messenger RNA. RefSeq lists its product as uncharacterized. The coding region runs from base 1 to 1800 and encodes 599 amino acids. NCBI's taxonomy places the organism in Eukaryota, Fungi, Ascomycota, Dothideomycetes, Pleosporales, Didymosphaeriaceae. The transcript is spliced from 2 exons. Gene Ontology annotation, molecular function: endonuclease activity. The record is from RefSeq and is a predicted model, not a curated record.
AUGCUAGCUCCCCUUCAGGUGAAUAAGGAAGAUGAACAAGCUAGGCAGUCAUCGAAUCGUAAAAGAUACUUCAGCGAUCUCCUAGGUCUGGCCAGGGAAGCGAGACCGGCAAAGCAACGGAAAGAGGGAAAUGUCCGUUCCAGCAAGGAUGAAGCAUCCGAUAGACCCCUCAUACCUAGCAAGGACGACGAAGACUUGAUAGAACCGCCAGGAACCGGCAUUCAAGGCGACCUGUCCAAUUCGCUGGAGAUCGAGAUAAGUGGUAGCGGCACAAGGGACGACCCGCUCAGGUUCCCCACAUGGGAAGGUAAUGUGAUAUCAAACGACUAUCAUGGGGAAUGCAUUGAGCUCUCUGAUGACGAGGACGAAGACGUCGUGAACACGAACUCUUCCGCGAGCUUCCUAAAUGUUUCGAAGCCGUCCGGCUCACACCUUAUCCAUACAGAGGGCGCUGAAGGGUCGGGUCAUGGAGGAACAUCUUCGGCGCGAACCCAUCCAUUUCCUGGAAGUGAGGGACUGGCGUCUUCCAUCGACACUAGAAGCGUUGAUCAUACGCCUCUAAGCCGGAGAAUGAGCUCCAGUUUGCUGUAUGGUUUUUCUUUUCUCAUGUCCCCAAUUCCCAAGCUAAUGAAUCCCAGGUCACCGCCAUCCCCUUCACCAGCACAUACACACGCGUUCACGAAGCCCACAUCGACUGCACCGAUAAGCUUAAGCGAAACGACAGUCCGGCGUCCAAGUUGGCUGGUGCACAACCCUGACAGCCUUGUCAAGAUAGAGCAACAUGACCUCGAAGACAGCGACGAUGAAUUUUUUGAUGAGCAAUUGUCGGUGAACGCCACUUCGCUCAAAGGAAGAGCCAGAGACGCUUGUUGCGGCAGUGUGUCCACAGCAACUCGAACUAAUGUCCCGCGGGAACAGCAAGCACAGGAAGAAGACUUAUUCUUCGUCGCUGAUAUGCCAAAUCAAUCUGAGGACGCUGAGUGCGACUGUGUCAUCGUUCUUGAAAGAGUCAAACCUGCGAACUUGUCCCGACAACCGUGGACAAUUGACUUCAAGAAGGAACGAGAAGAGGUCAAUGACGUGCCAGACACUAUUCUGUCUCAGCAAACAUCUGCUUCAGAAGUUCAGCAGCAGCCCGACCCAUCUGACGAUCUUUUCUACACAGCGAGAUCUGCCUCCACGAUCUGUUCGGCUUCAGAAACCACGGUUACAGACGUCAUUUCUCCGUUUGUGCCACGAGCUCCUGUGGAGUUCAGUGAGAGCAUCGACUGGGACGUGCCGUUACCUGUUUCGACCAGAAAACGUCUCUUCUUUGAUACGUAUCAUCACCUAAGUCGUGCGCGUCUGGAGAAUGUUCUCCGCAUUUACUAUUCAGGUACCCAAGGUGGCCUGUCUCCUAACAGAUGUCGGCUAUACACCGGUCGCAGGCUGCCAAAACCUCCAUCUCAAACUCUCCGCAUCAGCAUCGAAUUCCAGCAUAAUUCCCGUGUUGAGAGAUUGUCCCUCAACAUUCUCGUCGUCAAGAUGCUCCUCGACGGAAGUCUAUCGAAAGAGCACAUCGAUGGCAUUGUCAACAACUCCUGGCACGCCAGCCAUCUUUGUGGAAACUGGACUUGCCUCAAUACCAAGCACGUUGUCCCGGAGCCCGGUUCCGUCAAUAAUAAUCGCAAUGUCUGCUUCAGAGAUGUGCAUGGACCAUGCAAUCAUACGCCGAAAUGCAUGAAGCACUUGAAGUUAGAUAAGCACCUCCUUCGACCAGGUACGGGCAUGACUGCUCUGAAGAACUUUCUAGCAGCUUGA